AUGUUUCCUCUACAAUCAUUUUCGUAUGACGAUCAAUUAAUCAACAUUGUUUAUCAAAACUUCGUCUUUACAUUAAUGUUUUUAUCUUUAUCAUCAUUACUGAUAUCGUUUAUUGCCUACCAUUACUGCUGUGAUGAUAAAGAUUCUGUCCUCUCACUCACUUCUCACGAGGAACAAAACAUUUGUCUUCGCAGCAGCAGACCUUUCGGUGACAUUUUAACAUUAUAUUCUGGAAAAACUAUGUCUUAUGGUACUUGGUUAUCGCCAAUAAAUUCUUCAUUAAUCGUUGAAAAUACUUUAACAUUAUCAGAAGUUCAAGUUGAUGAAAAAGGAAAUGCUUAUUGGCUUGAACUUCGUCCAUCUGAAGAUGGUCGUUAUGCAAUUCGUUCAAAUAGGCAACAAAAUGAUUUAAUAGAAACACCAUUUAAUUGUCGUACACGUGUUCAUGAAUAUGGUGGUGGAUCGUAUAAUGUUAAAAAUGAUAUUCUUUACUUUACACAUUUUGUUGAUCAACGUAUUUAUCAAUUGAAUCUUAAAGAAAAUAAUUCACCAAUACCAUUAACAAAUGAAUCAAAUAAUUCAUCAUUACGUUAUGCAGAUUUUGAUGUUGAUUUAUCUCGACAACAAUUAUUAUGUGUACAUGAAAACCAUGAAAAUGAAAGUGACGUUCAAAAUACCAUCGUUUCUAUUUCAUUGAAAAAUUUACCUUCAUCCGUAAUUACAUUGGAAUCAGGCUAUGACUUUUAUUCAUCACCAAAAGUAAGUCAUGAUGGAAAAUAUUUAUUAUGGAUUUGCUGGAACAAUCCAAAUAUGCCAUGGGAUCAAACAGAAUUAUGGAUUGGUGAAUUUAAUAAUGACGAAAAUUUAACAUUGAUUAAUAAAAGAAAAUUGUUUGGAAAAAUUGAUGAAUCAAUUUUAGAUCCAAAAUGGUCACCAGAUGGAAAAUUUAUUUAUUUUAUUAGUGAUCAAAAUGGUUGGUGGAAUAUCUAUCGUACAGAUAUUAAUGGACAAUCAUUAGAACAUAUUUAUAAUAUGGACGCAGAAUUUGGUGGACCAGCAUGGCAAUUUGCUACAUCAUAUUAUGGUUUUGAUUCCAACGGAAACGUUAUUGCUGUUUAUUGGAAAGAUGGCAUUGCUAAAUUAAAUCGAAUUGAUGUUCAAACCAAAACACUUACUCCAUUGAUCGAAACAGUAGAAUAUACUGAUAUUCGUUUUGUUCGUGUUUGUAAUAACAGUGUUUAUUUUAUUGGUUCAUCAUCUGUAAAACCAUCUGAAGUAGUAAUGCUUAAUAUCGAAACGAAUACAAAACAAGUUCUAAGUCGUUCAGCAACUUUAAAAUUUGAUUCACGUUAUUUAUCUGUACCUGAAAUGAUUACAUUCGCAACUGGCAAUGAUAUUGCUUACGGAAUUUAUUAUCCACCGAAAAAUGAUGAUUACCAACAUCUAAUAAACAAAACAGAACUGCCACCAUUACUUGUACGUACUCAUGGUGGUCCAACAUCAGCGACAACAAGUGCAUUCAAUCUUCGUAUACAAUAUUGGACAUCACGUGGUUUCGCCAUGCUUGAUGUUAAUUAUCGUGGUUCGACUGGUUAUGGACGUAAAUUUCGUGAUAGUCUAAAAGAUAAUUGGGGAAUUUAUGAUGUACAAGAUGCAAUAGCCGGUGCUAAAUAUCUUGUUGAACAAAAUAAAGUGGAUAGAAAUCGUUUAACUAUUGAUGGCGGGUCAGCUGGUGGUUAUACCACAUUAUGUGCAUUAACGAUGUAUGAUUAUUUUUCUGCUGGUGCAUCACAUUAUGGUGUCAGUGAUCUUGAAUUACUUGCACUGGAUACACAUAAAUUUGAAGCACGUUAUCUAGAUAGAUUAAUUGGUGAAUAUCCAGCUAAGAAAAAUAUUUAUGUUGAACGUUCACCAAUAAAUCACGUGAAGAAUCUAUCAAAACCGAUUAUAUUUUUUCAAGGUUCAGAGGAUAAGGUAGUUUUACCAAGUCAAGCCGAAAUUAUGGUUAAUGCAUUACGUCAGAAAAAGUUACCCGUUGCUUAUGUUUUAUUUGACGGUGAACAACAUGGUUUUCGUAAAAACAAAAAUAUACGAAAGAGUUUAGAUGGCCAAUUUUAUUUUUUUUCAAAAAUAUUUCGAUUUCAGAUGGCUGAUGAUGUUGAGCCUAUCCCAAUUGAGAAUUUAUCAGAAGAUUAA
Molecule: messenger RNA, 2196 nt
Organism: Rotaria socialis
Lineage: Eukaryota; Metazoa; Rotifera; Eurotatoria; Philodinida; Philodinidae
Source: the annotation of a GenBank genome assembly